Penicillium verhagenii is the source of this 1068-nucleotide messenger RNA. RefSeq lists its product as uncharacterized. The transcript has 2 exons. The record is from RefSeq and is a predicted model, not a curated record. The coding region runs from base 1 to 1068 and encodes 355 amino acids. NCBI's taxonomy places the organism in Eukaryota, Fungi, Ascomycota, Eurotiomycetes, Eurotiales, Aspergillaceae. Gene Ontology annotation, cellular component: membrane.
AUGAGCUCCGAGUCCCAUACAGAUGACCUGGUCAGCUACUAUCCAUAUAGCCCUAGCCAUGUGCUACCUGCAAUUUUCGCCGCAAUUGUUGGCUUUUCAAUGCUAUUGCACGUUUUUCAAAACUUUCGCUAUAGAUUUUGGAGAGUCACCUUCUUCAUCUCAUGGGGAGGAGUCCUCUUUACAACAGGCUGGAUUCUCCGUUGUAUCUCCAGCUACCACCCCGGAAAUAUGAACCUGUACAUCGCCCAAUCCGUCUUCAUUUACUUAGCACCGCCUGUCUACUCAGCAGCCGCAUACAACCUCGUCGGCCGACUCAUGAACUACGCCCCCAUGCACGCCGUCUUGAAUCCCAACCGCGUCCUAAUCUUCUUCGUCUAUGUUGGCGCCGCCGUCGAAAGCAUCACAGUGGCAGGUGCCGCCAAAAACGCCGCCGCAGGCACUGACCUCAACCAACACAAGUCCGGCGGGAUCCUCAUCGCCGCCGGCCUCGUUCUACAGGCCGUGGUGGAAUGUCUGGUUGUCGCCAUCGUCGCCACUUUUCAUAAGCGCGUAGCCCGAACUGGGAAAGUCCCGCGCAAUAUUCAGACUCUCUGCUUUACUCUGUACGGCACUUCGACAUUUGUCUUGCUGCGUUGUAUUUGUCGUGCCGUGGAGGCAUUUGAGAUGUUCGGGAAGCUGGGCUGUCGCGAGAACUGCGGACCCAUUCUUAGCAAUGAAUGGUAUCUGUAUGCGUUUGAGCUUGGGCCAAUGUUGAUUUUCACCUAUUGGCUUAAUCUCUUGCACCCUGGUCGGUUUUUGCCGAGAGAGAAGACGCGGUACCUUGAUACUGAUCAGUGUACUGAGCGAUAUGGGCCCGGUUGGGUGGAUCGCCGGCCUAGAUGGGAGACUUUUGCUGAUCCGCUUGACCUCCAAGGUACGAUUAAGGGUCAACCUUCUCAUGACCCCUAUUGGAUGAGACCUCGGGAGUGGUCGGUUUGUCAAGAUGGGAGUUUUGCGGAGAGAACUGCCUCAAAUAGAAGAUCAGGAACGGGAAUUGGUGAAUCAGUAGGAAAUAAGACGGGAGCUUAG